CACGCUCACCCCCCCUCCCUCCCUAUAAAGACGACCCCUUUGAGAGGCCCAGAUCCCAUCCCACAACCAUCCGUCCAUCCAUCCUACCAGCGAAACCACAACCACCGCUCAAGUGCAAGACAUCAACAAGAAAAAGAGCGAGAAGCACAAGGCAAGAAGAUCGAAGCAAGGAAAGCACAAGCGCAAGCGUCUUCGACUCUCUUCCGGCCGAUCGGUUUCUAUGGCGGAGAUCAGCAAGAGCAGGAGGUUCGCGCUGGCGUGCGGCGUGCUCAGCCAGUACGUGAAGGCGGAGCAGAAGAUGUCUUCAGCCUCGGCGACCGCGCCCCGCGCCCCGGCGACGACGCUGAGCCUGAUGCCCGGCGCGGACGUCGCACAGGAGGAGCAGGAGCAGCAGCACAAGGAGGCCGCGACGGCUGAGGCCGGGACCGCGACGGCCGCGGCGUCCGCGGCGCCGCUCACCAUCUUCUACGGCGGGAGGGUGGUCGUGUUCGAGGACUUCCCGGCGGAGAAGGCGGCCGAGGUGCUCCGCAUGGCCGCCACCGCCGGCGCCGAGCGGGCCGCCCCGGCGGCCCCCGCCCCCGCCGCCGCGGCGCUCGCCGACCUGCCCAUCAUGCGGAAGGCGUCGCUGCAGAGGUUCUUCGAGAAGCGCAAGGACCGCCUCGGCGCGCGCGCGCCCUACGCCCGCCCCGCGCCGGCUGCGGCCAACAAGGACUCUUCCGAGGAGAAGCCGGCGUCGGCGUCGUCGUCUUCGUGGCUCGGCGGCGACCGCCUCGCCUUCGCCCUCUGAUUCGGCGAGGAUCGAUCGCUCGGAGAUCGAGCAAGAGGAUUUGCUCCUCCUAUCGGGCCGGCCGGCGCUGUAGAAAUACGUUUAUGUUGUUCCUGUAUUCUUUUGGGAAAUUUGAUACUAGUAGGCAGAUUGAAAUCAUAAAAAAAGCUUUUUUUUUGUUGUUUUCACGAUGAUUUGUUCUUUUGCAAGUUCAUCUGUUCAUGACCGAAUUCAUAAAUUAACUUGGAAUAAAACGAACCAUUUUUAUCCA
This is a messenger RNA of Brachypodium distachyon (stiff brome), 1037 nucleotides long. RefSeq names its product protein TIFY 11b. Gene Ontology annotation, cellular component: nucleus. Bases 221 to 787 code for a protein of 188 amino acids. The transcript has a single exon. The record is from RefSeq and is a predicted model, not a curated record. Gene Ontology annotation, biological process: regulation of jasmonic acid mediated signaling pathway; response to wounding; regulation of defense response. NCBI's taxonomy places the organism in Eukaryota, Viridiplantae, Streptophyta, Magnoliopsida, Poales, Poaceae.